This is a messenger RNA of Cadophora gregata, 1020 nucleotides long. RefSeq lists its product as uncharacterized. NCBI's taxonomy places the organism in Eukaryota, Fungi, Ascomycota, Leotiomycetes, Helotiales, Ploettnerulaceae. The transcript has 2 exons. Bases 1 to 1020 code for a protein of 339 amino acids. The record is from RefSeq and is a predicted model, not a curated record.
AUGCACCCUCAUUGUCACGGCAGGGUGAUUUUAACAGUCAUCGAAGAACUGGAUGCAUACAUCAAAACCCAGCCCAUGUGGGAAAGCCUAGAAGAGGCUCACGAACAAAUAUUGGAAGGUCUCGCUCAAACCAGUCCUAUAGAAGAUGAUGAUCAGUGGGGGAACGAAAGAGACCAUGCCCACUAUUGGGCGGGAGAGAUCUUCAUGCGUAUCUGCAAAUCCCCAAUUGCUAUAGACUCUGGCGCCGAUCAUAUCAGACAAGGUAUCCAGGACAUCAUCUUGGAGCAAGAUCUCCAGCCUGAAUUGGAUGGUAGCGUUAUGUUAUCGACAGGCCAGAGGAAAGAGCGAUUGUUCAAUGAAUCUUGGGCAUUGCCCACAGAUGAUCCUUGGGACGCUGAGUUACCGCUAGGGAAUCCGAAUAGCCACUGGUUCACACGAUACAAAGCACUGAUUGAUUCCAAUGAUACAUCGGUGAUCUUUCUCUUCAUUGAAACCCUACAACGGCCUGUCGGACAACCUUCGCUAAAUGAGGCCUACGAAUUUAUUACCCCGACAAUAUAUUGCACAGGCAAUCUGAGAAAGCUGUAUGAUUGGACUGAAAUUGAGGAUGAGAUGGACGAUAGGACUGGAAUUGAGAUUGCCCUUAUUGACCCACCGUGCAACAGGAGGACGGAAAUCGAACCUUCGUCCGAACAAAUCAUUCAGAUGCCAAAGAUCCCCAGUGAUUCUUUUGUCGACCGAGUAAUGCUUCGACUUUGGAAUUGGAAAGGUCGUAUUGACUUGUAUGUCAAGAUUCCGGGCUACAAGGUGAUGGAGCUUCUAUCCGCUGCAAAAGACCAGGUCCGACAGGCAAAAAGAGAGAUCAAAGAGAAGCCUCUAAAUCCUCCAAGCUGGAUCGGGAACCACCUUCCAGACGUCAAGCACAGAACGAGAAGCGACAGUCAGAACUCUAGCCUAUCGCACACGAACGCACUUAGCGGCCUUUUCUCGGAUGAAGGAAACUCGGGCGAGGAGGACUAG